CGAUGGCAAUAAUAAUAAUAAUAAUAAUAAUAACGAUAGAAGGAACAAAAAUAAACGAUCAAAUAGCAAUGAUGAUAAUAACAAUAACAACAAUAACUAUAACAAGAGAACAACAACGCCCAGGUAUAAUUUGCUAAGACCACGUUCUCAACGUGAUACAGAUUAUAAUAACAAUAAUAACAAUAAUAAAUACACAGAUAGAUAUAACUCUCAACAUUAUACUCCAAAUUAUUAUCCAAUGAGCAGUAACAGACAUGAUAGCAAUAGUAAUUAUUAUAAUAACGAUAAUGGCAUGAACAAUAACAAUUAUAAUUAUAAUAACAAAGAUAAUAAUGAUCAAAAUGGUAUGAGUAGUAACGGUAAAAAUUACAAUUAUAAUUACAAUAAUGAUAAUAAUGAUCGAAAUAAUAUGGGCAGUAAUAAUAAUGGUUACAAUUACAAUUACAAUCAUAAUAAUGAUAAUAAUAAUAACGAUCAAAAUAGUGCAAGCAGUAAUAAUGGUAACAAUUACAAUUAUAAUAACGAUAACAAUGAUAACAAUCAAAAUGGUAUGAGUAAUAAUAAUCAUAAUUAUAAUUAUAAUAACGAUAAUAAUAAUAAUAAUAAUCAAAAUGGAAAUAGAAAUAAUAAUAAUAAUAACAAUUAUAAUGAGACUCAAGAGCAAUGUGGAAUUAUAACGUGUAUUAUGAAACAAUUGCAUAUGGUAGAUAGCCAAGGCUUUCCUGACCGUAGCUUGGUUUCCCAAGCGUUAAUGAUGAAUGUACGCAAUUCGGAAUUGCGAAAUUUUUUACAAGAAUCUACUGAUGAUUGUUUCGAAUUAAUAAGUGAAGAAUAUAAAAAAGAUUCUUGUGAAUAUGCAAAUCAUUUAAUCAAUUGUUUGGCCGAAAAAGGUCGAAACAAUUGUGAUGAUUGGUUGUAUGAAAAUAUUUCAUUUUAG
Molecule: messenger RNA, 937 nt
Organism: Chrysoperla carnea
Lineage: Eukaryota; Metazoa; Arthropoda; Insecta; Neuroptera; Chrysopidae
Exons: 3
Coding region: 239-937 (232 amino acids)
Molecular function (GO): odorant binding
Source: RefSeq, a predicted model, not a curated record